AUGAUUAGAUCAAGAACCAAUUGGCUCAAAUAUGGGCAACUUUCCCGCUCAUUUUCCUCAUCUAGGUAUCUUUUCAGUGACUUUUCCCAUGUAAUUAUUGGCGGAGGUGUGGUCGGUACGGCCAUUGCUUCGGAAAUACAAGGUUCCCUUAGUUCCAACGUCCUUAUCGUGGAACAACACGAAAAGUUAGGAAUGGAAACCACUGCUAGAAAUUCUGAAGUUAUACAUGCGGGCUUGUACUAUCCAAAAGAUAGUUUAAAGGGUCAGCUUUGUAUAAAAGGUAAAAACAUGAUUUACGAUGCGUAUAAUCUGGGGAAGUUCGAUUCGGUGCAAGUCCCAUUAGCAAAGUGUGGUAAGUGGGUUGUAGCUCAAACGGAAGAGGAAUUGGAGUACUUACAUAAAUUGCAUAAGCAUGCUGAAGAUGUUGGAGUGCCAGUUGAGCUUAUUAGCUCUAAGCAGGCAAAACAAUUACAACCCAACAUAAACGCUAGCUAUGGGGCAUUGGUUUCUCCCACAACAGGAAUAAUAUCUGCUCAUGAUCUAACGUUAUACUUUGAAACCCAAUUUGAAAAUUCUGGUGGUACCGUUUCUCUUAAUACUAAGUUAGAAGCAAUUGAAUAUGACAAGUCCUCUGGUACUUAUAGACUUCAAUUAAAAGAUGUUGGGGAGGACUCUAGCUUCGAGAUCACCGCUGAUAAUGUUGUAAACAGUGCUGGUUUAUAUGCUCCAAAGGUUUCCAACUUGUUAUUACCUACGGAAAGACACUAUGAGAGCCAUUUUGCCAAAGGAUCCUAUUUCGGUUACCUGCCAACUGAUGAUACGAAGACUAAGGUCUCGGAUGUCUUAAUAUAUCCCUGCCCUAACCCAAACGCUUCCUCUUUAGGUGUGCACUUAACGUUUGAUUUGGGUGGACAAUUCAGAUUUGGUCCCGAUCUUGAAUGGCUCGAGGACGUGGAAAAUGCAGAAGAAAUUAACUACGAUGUGUCUGUCACUAAUUUGCAAACAGCAUUCAAGGAAAUUCAAAGAUACUUCCCCGGCAUUACUGAGCUGUCGUUACAGCCAUCUUACAGUGGUGUUAGACCUAAAUUGUUGUCAGCAGCAGAAAACAAGAAGAAUUUCGCUGACUUCAUUAUUAAAGAGGAAGAGGGCUUUCCUGGUUUUGUUAACCUACUUGGUAUAGAAAGUCCGGGGUUGACUUCUUCUUGGGCAAUUGCUGAGUAUGUCAAGAACAUUUACGAAAAGUAG
This is a messenger RNA of Dujonia railenensis, 1245 nucleotides long. The record is from the annotation of a GenBank genome assembly. NCBI's taxonomy places the organism in Eukaryota, Fungi, Ascomycota, Pichiomycetes, Serinales, Debaryomycetaceae.